Cylicocyclus nassatus is the source of this 1275-nucleotide messenger RNA. Lineage: Eukaryota; Metazoa; Nematoda; Chromadorea; Rhabditida; Strongylidae. The record is from the annotation of a GenBank genome assembly.
AUGUUGAGUCAAACAAUAAGUGAUGAGGAAUCGACACUACCAGUUAUUUCUAGCUGUUUUCAAGAUCUCAACCACACUGCCAUAAACUAUGUUCGCGCCGUAUGUUCUUCUCUCAAAGCAAAAGCUGAGAGCUCAUGGAUCAGAUUUACCACUCCUUCGAGAACAAGGAAUGAAAUACCUCAAGAGAUUGUCAACUAUGAGAACGGAAUAGAAGGAAAAUUUAGUGUGAAAGGAAACACUCUCAAAUGGUCUUUCUCAUACAGAAACAUGCGUUCAUUUGCGAGGAGAUUUGUUGCAUCAAUUGAUGUUUAUAAAUAUGAAAAACUACACUCUGAAAAAAUAUUUGUAGCAGACUUGAUGGCAACGCUCCAAACAGAAAGCCAAUUCGUCAUCGAGGAUAUCCCGGACCCACAACCUGACCCGAUCUGCCGCUACUAUGCCAUCAAUGUGACUUUCAAAGACGGAACAUAUUCGUUUUGGAGCUCCAACAUUACUUGCUACGAAUAUCCUGUCCAAAUUCCUGUUCCGCCAACAAACGUCAGAGUGAAAUUUGAACAUUCAUCAGCGAUAACGGUCAGUUUCAAGUCGCACGUCGGUAAAUGGAUUUCGCAUCAGGAAAAUGGAUGUGAGGUUCACCUGUGCAAAUCUGCAAAUUUGGCAAGCAAAUGUUUAUCCAAACAACUGUCUAUAGACGAAACAUCUACAAUGUUUGAGCAAUUGAAACACAAUGCUCGUUACUACCUCACAACGUUUUGCUAUUCAUUGAUGGGACGCAGUGCUCAUUCUCCAUGGAUAGUGAUUGAAACGCCAAAACGUCCACGACUCAAUUUGCCUAAGAAGCUCGACUUAUCGGGUAGAGGGAUUGAUGUGUAUGUACAUGUGGAAGAAGGGAGCUCAUGGCGUUUGACCUGGAACUUUGCAUUUGAAAAUCAAACUACAUUUCCACGAUCCUAUUUGAAAAGGAUAGAUCUACAAGUAUUUAAUGAGCCUUACGACAUCGAGGAUCCAUUUAUGGUAGCGCGAAAAGUUAGCAAGGAUGGUAUUGUGAUUGGGACAUCUCCAGCGUACACGCUCGAUACUGAUUGUUACAUCUAUAACCUGGAUGUGGAAUUUGCAGACGGGACCAGUCUGAUUUACACCACUGACGAAGACUGCUACGAUAAAACUGCGCCUGUAUAUGUCCUUGUCUUCACUGUAGUAGUCAUUCUAUGGGUGCAAGUGAUGGUUAUUCUGAUUGUGUUCAUUCAAAAAACCUUUGUCAAACUUGGUCAGUAG